Molecule: messenger RNA, 3370 nt
Organism: Papilio machaon (common yellow swallowtail)
Lineage: Eukaryota; Metazoa; Arthropoda; Insecta; Lepidoptera; Papilionidae
Product: presequence protease, mitochondrial
Exons: 2
Coding region: 203-3244 (1013 amino acids)
Biological process (GO): protein processing
Cellular component (GO): mitochondrial matrix
Molecular function (GO): metal ion binding
Source: RefSeq, a predicted model, not a curated record
CCUUUGCUGCACAUGUCAUUGUUUGACAGAAAUUUAUCAUUUUCCAAUUCCUAUUUCAAUUUCUUUUUUGUAAUCCAAUUCACUUUGUCGCAGGCAGAAGAGUUUAUAGAUUUAAAAUUUAUCUGCAGUAUGCACUAUUUAAAGUAAAUACUUAAUCACCUGUUCUAGCGGCUUUUGAUUUCCGAAAAAUAUAUCAAGCAAUAUGUAUUCAAGACUCAACCAUCUUGGAAUUGUGCAGAAUCGGCUACUUCUGGCCAAUAGAAAGUAUAGUGGCAGUAUACUAAAGAAAAAAGAAUCAUUAGUUUUGCAGCCUGGAAAAGUUAGUCAUGGCUUCAUUUGCUCUGAAGUUGAACAUAUUAAGGAAUAUAACAUGACAGCAUACUUUCUCACACAUGAAAAGACUAAAACUGAAUACCUACAUUUGGAAAGAGAUGACAGUAAUAAUGUAUUUUCUGUGGGCUUUCGCACCACACCACUUGACUCUAUGGGUACACCGCACAUAUUAGAGCACACCGUUCUUUGUGGUUCAGAGAAAUAUCCAGUAAGGGAUCCCUUUUUUAAAAUGCUAAACAGAUCUCUAGCAACAUUUAUGAAUGCCCUGACUGGCCCUGAUUAUACUUUCUAUCCGUUUUCCUCGCAAAAUGAAAUUGAUUAUAGAAAUCUCCAAAAAGUUUAUCUUGAUGCAGUUUUUAAGCCUAAUUUAGCUAGACUUGACUUUUUACAAGAAGGUUGGAGAUUGGAGCACACGGAUUUACAAAACAAAUCUUCCGAUUUAGUAUUCAAGGGGGUAGUUUACAAUGAAAUGAAGGGUGCCUUCUCAGAAACCAGCUCUUUAUUUGGUCAGAAAUUUAUUAACCAAAUAUUACCAUUGGGCACUUACGGUUUUGUGUCUGGAGGUGAUCCCUUAUGUAUUCCGGAGUUAACUCAUAGUCAUUUGAAAAAGUUCCAUGCUACUCACUAUCAUCCUAGUAAUGCAAGAAUUUAUUCAUAUGGCAACUUUCCAUUAGAAGCCAACCUUAAAUUUCUAAACGAAUCAUAUUUAAGUCAGUAUGAGUACUUAGAUCCUAAAAAUACGAUUGUACCACCACAAGAAAGGUGGAAAGAAGAAAAAAGGGUAUCAAUUUCUUGUAGAGUGGAUCAAUAUGGUGGGCCAAUAGAUAAACAAAAUCAGAUAGCAAUUGGUUACGUUAUGUCAGAUAUUACCAAUAUAUAUGAGACAUUUAUGCUCACUGCACUCUCUGAACUGAUGAUAAUUGGUCCAAAUUCAGCAUUCUAUAAGAGUCUUAUUGAGAAAAACAUAUCUGGUGGCUAUAAUUCUUUAACCGGUUAUGACAAUCAUAUCCGAGAUACACUCUUUGCUGUAGGACUUAGAGAUGUGGAUCAAAAAGACUUUGCAACAAUUGAAAAGAUAGCAUAUGAAACUAUACACAGAAUAUUCACAAAAGGUUUUGAACAGGAUCACAUUGAAAGUGUUUUACAUGGAUUUGAAUUAGCUAUUAAACAUCAAUCACCUAAAUUUGGCCUUAACUUACUCUUCAACAUAAUGCCUUUAUGGAUUCAUAAUGGGCCAAUUUUGAAUGCCUUAAAAGUAAAUAAGUUGCUUGAAAAACUUAAAGUGAACCUUAAAGACCAUCAUUACGUUAAAGCUGUGAUAGAAAAAUACUUUAUAUGUAACACACAUAAACUUAUCAUGACUAUGCAACCUGAUCCCAAAUUUGAUGACUUAUUUAAUUCUGCAGAACAGGCAUUAUUAAAGAAAAAAGUUAAUGAAUUAUCUGAAGAAGAUAGAAAACAAGUUUAUGAAGAUGGAUUGGAACUUUCAAAAGCACAAAAAAAGCAACAAAACCUAGAUGUUUUGCCAUGUUUAAAAAUAGAGGAGAUAACGCUUACCAAAACAGCCCCUCCCCUGAAGCACACAGUGUCUGGAUCUAUUCCUCUACAGCUCUGUGAGGCAAAUACAAAUGGAGUUAUAUAUUUCAAAGGAGUUCUAGGGACAGAGAGUUUAAAUGAAGAGCAACAGCGGUUGUUGCCAUUCUUUACAUAUGUUAUUGACAAGUUUGAUACAGUAUCUUACAAUUUUCGAGAUUUUGACAAAUAUGUUAGCAAGAGUACAUCUGGACUGAGUUUCAUAACUCAUGUAACGGAACACAUAGAUCAGCAUGGACAGUAUGAACAAGGUUUGCUGAUUGGGAGCCACUGCCUCGAUGAAAACAUACCUAAAAUGCUUAAUAUUUGGUCUGAAGUGUUCAGUACACCAAAUUUUGAGAAUGAGGAGAGAAUGAAAAUGCUUCUAAACAACUAUUGUUCAUCUUUAACAAGUGGCAUCAUAGACAAUGGUCAUACAUAUGCUAUGCAAUCUGCUCGCUCCUUAAUUUCAUCUGUUGAUGAAUGCAAAGAGAAUUUGUUAGGAAUACAACAUGUGAUAAACAUGCAGAGCAUACAAAAACAAUACACAAUCAAUGACAUACAAAAGAUUGUUGAUAGUGUUUCAAAACAAACCUUAAAUGGAUAUAACCUAAGAGGAGCUUUCCAUUUUUCUAAUACAAAUGCUGAUAUAUUAGAAUGUGUCGAUGAGUUCUGUAAAAGUCUGACUCACAAUGAGGAAAAUAAAGAUAUUAACCGCAUUAACUGGGUUGAUUCGAAACAAAUGCCAAAACAAAACCGAGGUAUUCAUGUAUCUAUGAAUAUACCGAUCAAUUAUUGUGCAAAAGCUGUUCAAACAGUGCCCUAUACUGACCCAGAUUAUCCGAAACUCCGUGUAUUGUCCAGGUUCUUGACAUCUAAAUACCUUCACCCCAUUGUCAGGGAACAAAAUGGAGCAUACGGGGGAGGUGCAGCUUUAACUCUAGAUGGUGUUUUUAAUUUCUAUUCAUACAGAGACCCCAAUUCACGUAAAACAUUAGAUGUGUUUGAUGAGACUACAACAUGGAUGAAAAAUAACACAAGUCUUUUGGAUGAACAAAACCUUUUCGAAGCUAAACUUUCAAUAUUGCAGCAGAUGGAUCAACCUGUAGCCGAGUACAUGAAAGGCAUUGACUUGUUUCUGUAUGGUUUAUCAUUUGAUAUUUGGCAAACCCAACGAGACAGAGUGCUUGCAGUCACAAAAGAAGAUCUGAUAGAAGUGUGCCAUAAAUAUUUAGCACCUGAAAAAUGGGCAGGAAAAUGUGUUAUUGGCGAAGGUGCAUCACAAGAAAUACAGAAGGAUGGUGAAUUUUGGAAGAAGAUAAGUGGACCUCAGCAGUAGACUUUUAUUUCUGCAAGUUUAUGGCACUUAGAAUGCAGUACUUAGAAUUGUAUAUUGUUUAUUCUGUAGUUGUUAGUUGAGAAAGGUCAACAAUUUAAAAUACUAAUUUUAUAAUUUAUUAUCUUA